AUGAAAAAAGAUUUAAUGCUUACCGUAAUACAAAAAAGAUGGGUUAUCCUAUGCCUGUUUGUAUUACUAUGCUUAUUCGGAUAUUACUCUUGGAAACAAUUAUCAAUAGAAGCCUAUCCCGAUAUAGCUGACGUCACAUCUCAAGUAGUGACUCAGGUACCCGGAUUGGCAGCAGAAGAAGUUGAACAACAAAUAACCAUACCUCUCGAAAGAGCGCUCAACGGUAUGCCCGGCAUGCAUGUUAUGCGAAGUAAAAGUACCUUCGGCCUUUCGAUGAUUACAGUCGUUUUUGAGGACGGUAUUGAAGACUAUUGGAGUCGCCAGCGCGUACAAGAGCGCCUAAAUGAAGUUGAUCUCCCAUAUGAUGCCCUUCCUGAAUUAGACCCAUUAACUUCUCCUACCGGCGAAAUAUACCGUUAUAUAAUAGAAAGUGACAAUCACUCGCUCCGCGAACUUACCGACCUUCAGAACUGGGUAAUCAUACCCCGCAUCAAGGAAGUGCCCGGCGUGGCAGACGUUACAAACUUUGGUGGAAUAACUACUCAAUAUCAAGUAGAAAUAGAUCCUCAUAAGUUGGAACAAUACGGUCUGUCUUUAGAUGACGUAAUGGACGCUAUAGAAAACAAUAAUUCGAAUGUUGGAGGUAGCAUACUCAAUCGUGGUGAUUUAGGAUAUGUGGUACGAGGAAUCGGACAAAUUACAGGGCUCGACGAUUUAGGGAAAAUUGUUGUUACUUCCGAAAAAGGGGUCCCUAUCUUUCUGAAUGAUUUAGGCAAGGUUAAAUAUGGUAAUCUGGAAAGAAAAGGUGUUUUAGGAUACUCUGAUCGUAGCCGUGAAUAUAGCGAAAGUAUAGAAGGGAUUGUUCUACUUUUGAAACACGAAAACCCAUCUGUAGUACUUAGCGGAAUCAAACAAGCUGUAGACGAGUUGAAUGAAGAGACAUUGCCCGAAGGUGUACAUAUACAUACUUUCUUAGACAGAACUGAACUGGUAGACACAACCUUACACACAGUUUCUAAGACUUUGCUCGAAGGUAUGAUAUUGGUUAUCGUUAUAUUGAUAAUAUUCUUAGGUAGCUGGCGGGGAGCUUUGCUCGUAGCCUUAACCAUACCUAUAUCUUUGCUUAUUGCCUUUAUACUGAUGUACCUUACAGAUAUACCUGCCAAUCUUUUGUCGCUUGGAGCAAUUGACUUUGGUAUUAUUGUAGAUGGUUCGAUUGUAAUGUUAGAAACUAUUCUGAAAAAGCGAGAAGAUAACCCUACAAAAUAUCUGGAAGAAAAAAGUAUUGCCAAACGAGUAACGGAAGUAGCCAAACCGAUAGCCUUUGCCACUAUUAUCAUCAUCACAGCCUAUCUGCCAUUAUUUGCUUUCGAAAGAGUAGAGCGAAAACUAUUUACUCCGAUGGCAUUCACAGUCAGUUAUGCUUUGUUAGGUGCAUUAUUGGUUGCUUUAUUCCUUAUUCCGGGUAUAGGAUAUGCGUUAUAUCGGAAACCUAAAAAAAUAUAUCAUAAUAAAUGGCUUGAGAAACUGAUUGAAAAAUAUUCUAGUACAGUAAAUAGUAUUCUUGCUAAGCCUAAAAAAGUAAUCAUAUCGGUAGUUAUAAUAUUUAUAGCAGCACUAGGGCUUACAGCUUAUGUCGGUAAAGACUUCCUUCCUGUAUUGGACGAAGGUUCUAUUUGGCUGCAAGUAAACUUACCUCCGGGUAUUUCAGUAGAAAAAUCGAGAGAGCUAUCCGACACAUUACGCCAACGUACGAUGAAGUAUCCCGAAAUCACUUAUGUGGCUGUACAAGCCGGGCGUAACGACGACGGAACUGACCCUUUUACCCCUUCGCACUUUGAAGUAUCGGUAGGAAUCAAACCGUAUAAAGAAUGGCCUAGCGGCAAAACCAAAGACGAUUUGAUUCAGGAAUUAUCUGAAGAAUACGAAAGUAUGCCGGGAUUUAGAGUUGGAUUCAGUCAGCCAAUGAUAGACGGUGUUAUGGAUAAAAUUGCCGGAGCACACAGCGAACUGGUAGUUAAAGUGUAUGGAAACGACUUCAAAGAAACGCGUCGAAUAGCAGAAGACGUUCUCGAAACGCUCAGAAAUGUAGAAGGAGCUGUAGACUUGGAUAUAGACCAAGAACCGCCACUGCCACAAUUGCAGGUACAUAUGGAUCGUGAUGCAAUAGCACGCUAUGGUUUAAAUAUAUCUGAUGUAAGCAAUCUGAUAGAAGUAGCAAUCGGAGGAAAAGCCAUUUCUCAAUUAUACCAAAAUGACAGAGUUUAUGACAUCACUUGUAAAUACGUAGAGGAUGCCAGAGAUACGCCUGAGAAAAUUAAAAACCUGACAUUGACAUCUUCUACAGGUGCUAAAAUACCUUUAUCACAAGUAGCCGAUGUAAGACUAAGUACAGGGGAAAGUACCAUUACAAGAGAAAUGAACAAAAGGCAUCUGACCGUUAAGCUCAAUCUAAGAGGUCGUGAUUUGGCUUCUUUCCUAAAAGAUGCCCAGGCGUCGAUAGAGAAAAAUGUAAAAUAUGACCACGAGCAGUAUCAUGUCAAAUGGGGAGGUCAAUUCGAAAACCAAAACAGGGCAUAUUCGCGUUUGGCUAUUAUAGUUCCAUUGGCGCUGGCUAUCAUGUUUGUAUUGUUAUAUGCCGCAUUCGGUAAAUUCCGACAAGCCGCAUUGGUAUUAAUGAUCGUUCCUUUAGCUUUAUUUGGCGGUAUGCUUGCACUCAAUAUAAGAGGUAUGACACUCAAUGUGUCUUCUGCUGUAGGAUUUAUCGCUUUGUUCGGUGUCGCUAUACAAAACGGAGUACUGAUGAUUUCACAUAUAAAUGGAUUGCGCAAAGAAGGCUAUGAGCUUAUAAGAGCAGUUAAAGACGGAGCACGUCAUCGAUUCCGCCCCAUAUUAAUGACUGCUACUGUAGCCAUGCUAGGGUUACUGCCGGCAUCACUAGCCACAGGUAUCGGUUCGGAUGUUCAACGCCCCCUUGCUACAGUAAUUGUAUACGGACUUAUGUUCUCUACUAUUAUUACAUUGGCACAAGAUUCUGGAGAAAAUAUAAACCCAACCCUAUCUUUUCAUGAAUACUUAAAUCUGGUAGGAAAAAAUAAUCUUAACUAUCUCGCCGAAAAAUACAAUGUGAGUAUAGCAGAUGCAGAAGUAAUUGCCCAGAAAGUAUUACCCGAUCCUGAACUCACAUUUGAAGGAGCUGAUGAGAAUUUUUCUCUAGGCCUUGGCUAUACACUUGAGCUGGGAAAUAAAAGGGGUGCCAGAGUUCGUUUAGCAAAAAGCCAAGCCGAACUAGAAAAAUUAGCCUUGGAGUAUUACUAUCAGGAAUUAAGAGCCGAAGCAGCAGAUUUGUAUCUGGAAGCUAUACAACAGCGCGAACUGCUGGAAGUAAAAAAGAGUUCUUAUGACUACAUGCUCCAAUUGAGCAAAUCGGACAGCAUCCGUUUCAGUCUGGGAGAAAUUACCGAAAUAGAUGCUCGGCAAUCUAAACUCGAAGCAGCCACUCUUUUGAAUGAAGUAUUUGAACAAGAAGCCGUUUAUAAAUCUGCAUUAGUAGUGCUUAAUCAAUAUAUGGGGCAAACAUCUACUUCGUUGAUGAGCCUUUCGGGAAAAUGGAAAAAUAUUGACAGAGAUUAUCUGCUUCCAGAUUUAAUUACAACCGGAUUGACAAGUCGCGUCGAUUUAUACGCAGCUCAAAAAAAUAUAGACGUAGCAACUAAUCAACAAAGAUUAAUAAAGGCUGAACGCAAAAUGGAUGUAGACCUUUCGGUCAGUUAUGAAAGGGAUUGGCAUGGUUUUUUACCUCCAUCCAGAUCGGUAGUGGGAGGAGUUACAAUCCCGCUCAAGUUUUCAAAUCUGAAUAAAGGCGCAGUGAAAGCGGCUAAUUACGGAAUAGAACAAACCAAAAUACAAAAGCAAAAUACAGAAUUAGAAAUUCAAACGGAAAUAUCUCAGGCUUUUUUCCAAUUUGAAGCAUCCCGAAAAAAAUCGCAACAAUAUAAAACCGGGCUAUUAGAAGAUGCUAAAAGAAUACUCGACGGAUUGGUAUAUAAAUACAAGAGAGGAGAAAGUGACAUAACAGAUGUACUGAUAGCACAGCGCACUUAUAACGAAGUGCAGGAACAAUAUUUGGAGACUAUGAAGGGAUUUGCCUCAUCGCUGGUUGCCUUACAGAAAGCUUGCGGGAUAUGGGAUAUUGAUUUUUAA
Messenger RNA from Teleopsis dalmanni, 4203 nucleotides. Its product is annotated as cation efflux system protein CzcA-like. NCBI's taxonomy places the organism in Eukaryota, Metazoa, Arthropoda, Insecta, Diptera, Diopsidae. The transcript is spliced from 2 exons. Gene Ontology annotation, cellular component: plasma membrane. Gene Ontology annotation, biological process: monoatomic cation transport; transmembrane transport. Bases 1 to 4203 code for a protein of 1400 amino acids. The record is from RefSeq and is a predicted model, not a curated record. Gene Ontology annotation, molecular function: xenobiotic transmembrane transporter activity; efflux transmembrane transporter activity; monoatomic cation transmembrane transporter activity.